Messenger RNA from Scleropages formosus (Asian bonytongue), 1652 nucleotides. RefSeq names its product insulinoma-associated 2 (gene insm2). Bases 1 to 1638 code for a protein of 545 amino acids. Gene Ontology annotation, cellular component: nucleus; transcription repressor complex. Gene Ontology annotation, molecular function: DNA-binding transcription repressor activity, RNA polymerase II-specific; RNA polymerase II cis-regulatory region sequence-specific DNA binding. The transcript has a single exon. The record is from RefSeq and is a predicted model, not a curated record. Lineage: Eukaryota; Metazoa; Chordata; Actinopteri; Osteoglossiformes; Osteoglossidae. Gene Ontology annotation, biological process: negative regulation of transcription by RNA polymerase II; neuron differentiation; regulation of cell cycle process.
AUGCCCCGGGGAUUUUUAGUGAAGAGGAUCAAACGAGCUUCGCCGGCUUUCUACAGGACACGAGAGCCGGAGAGCGAGCCACGCUGCCGCGUGGAUCUGUCCCUGCUGGUGGAGACACCGAGCGUGGAUGUGUCGUCACAGUCCGCGGAGCCACCGGACGCGCAAGUGCCAGCGCGGCCACCGGCUACGGUGUCCACCACCUGUCCGGAUGCCCGAGAAGGGAGCGGGUCGCGCUCACGUGCCUCGGAACCCGGCGGAGCGGAAGGAGCUGAAGGGCGGUCCCUCCGCGUCCGUCCCACGCCGGUCCACGCGGGCGAGCACGAAGCGGCGUCUCCGGGACGGGCGGACGCGUCCUACAGCCCCAUGAAGCCCGUGGGCUCGGAGCAGGGCAAGUCCUUCUUCGAAAGGUGUCUCAGCUCCCCGGCCGCGGCCGAGUCCUUCCCGACAUCGACGCCUUCCGCGGAGAGGAUGAUGAUGCUGAAGCACCCGCCCUUCGACACGCCCGUGCACCUGUACUCCCCCCUCCACCAAGCCCUGAAGCGCUCCUACCUGGAGUCGGCGCGCAAAGCCAAGUCCGCGUGCAAGAAGCCCAAAGCGACCAGGAAGCUGAGCUUCGAGGACGAGGUGACCACCUCCCCCGUGCUCGGCCUCCAGAUCAAGAAGGAAGGUCCGGAGCCGAAGGCGCCCUCGUCGUCCAGGAGGAAGCCCCUCGGGGAGUUCAUCUGCCAGCUGUGCAAGGAGGAGUACCCGGACCCCUUCUCCCUGGCGCAGCACCGCUGCUCGCGGAUCGUGCGCGUGGAGUACCGCUGCCCCGAGUGCGACAAAGUGUUCAGCUGCCCCGCGAACCUCGCCUCGCACCGCAGGUGGCACAAGCCGCGCCCGGGGAGCCACGGAGAGCCGCCCGGCGGCGCCAAGAAGCCCGCGCCGGCAGCGGGACACGAGCCGGAGAAGCGCUCGCUGGAGGGGAAGGAGAACACGAAGGUGUCGGGCGGCGAUCAGCACCACGCGGCCGCGGACAGCGACGGUCGGGCGGCUCAGCGACACCGCGCGGCAGACGGCGGCCACGGGCCGGACCCGCGGCGGAAAAAGUGCCAGGAGGAGAGCGCCGCGGAGGGCCCCUUGGACACUUCGCGCAUGCGCGCCGGGCCCGGGCUGCUGCGCUGCUCGGACACCCCGGCCUCCGCUUACCUGCCCUCGGCGCCGUGUCCCCCCGAGGAGGUGUUCGAGUGCCGCCUCUGCGACAAGACGUUCCGGCGGCAGGCGUACCUGCGCAAGCACCUGUCCUCGCACGAGAGCGCGCGAGCCUCCUCCUACAGCCACAUAGAGAUAGAGAGCGGGCAGAUCACGUUCCCGUGCCACCUGUGCGGAGCCCACUUCCCCUCCUCGGAGACGCGGGACAAGCACGAGCUGUGGCACGCGGUGCGGGAGGACGCGCUCCUCAGCCCCGGCGCGGAAGGCGCGAGCGCGUUCGCGAGGUCGGAGGCGGCGCGCGCCGAGCCGCAGCAGAUCCUCGCGUGCAAGCACUGCCCCUCGACCUUCUUCAGCUCACCUGGCCUCACGAGACACAUGAGCAAAGCGCACCCGACGGAGAGCCGCCAGGUGAUGCUGCUGCAGAUGGCCAUCAGGCCGGGCUGCUGAGCGCCGCACACCUU